Messenger RNA from Alexandromys fortis (reed vole), 2890 nucleotides. It is a transcript of the gene Smarce1, whose product is annotated as SWI/SNF related, matrix associated, actin dependent regulator of chromatin, subfamily e, member 1. The transcript has 8 exons. Gene Ontology annotation, cellular component: SWI/SNF complex. The record is from RefSeq and is a predicted model, not a curated record. The coding region runs from base 1713 to 2816 and encodes 367 amino acids. Gene Ontology annotation, molecular function: nucleosomal DNA binding; nuclear receptor binding. Lineage: Eukaryota; Metazoa; Chordata; Mammalia; Rodentia; Cricetidae. Gene Ontology annotation, biological process: negative regulation of DNA-templated transcription.
GAAAUGCCUCCAGAGUUAGGUCCUUUUGAAUCAGAAGCACAGCCAUUUAAAAAAAAUUUAACCUGACUUUUCAACUGUUUUGUACAGUCUUACACUGGAAAAAAAAAAGUGCAGUCUGGAUAUAUACUUGGAAGAAAAGAAAUCCAUUCUGUUUGGUGAUCAAUAGGGAUUAAGCCUUAAACACUUAAUGCUCAUACUAUUUAUGUAAACAAAUCUCGAAUUCUUUUGGUUAACAUACUUUAUGUCAUGAAGAGUGUCUUUUGUUGUCUAAGGUAAAUUGGUGGCAGUACUCUCAAGGAUGUAGUUUCUUAAAGGAAUGCUUGGACUAGACCUGGCUUCAUCUGGAUUAGAAACUUCGGGCAGCCCUGCCCUGCCCGUCCAAACUGCCGCACUCAGCUAUUUGUCUUUUGGAUUUAGUAAUUGACCUAUCUGAGACUCGCUUCUUUCCAGUUUAACACAGAAAAAGAUUUUACUAUCACCUCAAGGAAUUUCAGAAUAAAACUUGAAUUCUUGGUGUCAGAUAAGUACAACUGGAAGUCUGUUUCCAGUCUGUUGUGAGAAAGAUGAUUCCUAAAAUUUGGGGUGUUUCAUUUAAGUGAUCCAACUAAGAUAAUCAAAACUGGAUAUUUCAAAGCUUUUAUUUUUAAAUUAUUUUAAACUCCAAGGAAAUUAAGGUAAUAAAUCCAAAAGUCAAGUACCUCCAUUAGAAUGUGGUGAUGGUGAGAAUAUAUACAACACAGAAUGGCUGUAAUCUUUUUAGUAUCUGGCUUUUCAUUUGCUGUUUUCAUAAAAAAGAAAUGUAACUCAAAGAACAAAACAAAACCCUCUCACCCUGUAGUAAAGCUAUAGUUGAAAACUCGUCACUAUCAAACCGUGUGUCUAUCUUGGUAAGCACGUUGCUUAGCUUGAUAGGUUUUGUUUGUCUAAAUUUUUCAUUGUUUCUGCAUAAUUUGUACUUCAUAAGCAUAUCAAGUUCUAUGUGCCAUAUGUAUUUCACAGUAUCUGAAAAGGAUUCUGAAAAAUAUGUUUAUGUGUGCAUUGUGCAAUGCACACAGUUUCUGUGUGCAGCAGUGUAUGUUUUUCUUUGGCCUAAAUGUGUUGUUUCACAAGUGUAAUGAGUGGCAAGGUUAUCAGAUGAAAAAGAACAUUAGAAUUCACAUAGUAAGCAGAAUUAGUUGUAGAUCAUUUGUAUUAAUGCAGAAAUUUUAUUUAUGGGUAUUAAGUAAAAAUGAUGAUUUCUGAAUCACUCCAUACUUUAAGCUCUUGGUAGCCAUGCUGAUGAGCCAGUAGUCACUGUGAUCCUAGAAUAACUUGGUUUUGGGUUUGUAUAAACAGCCAUUUCUUAAUUUGUGGAUAGCUGUGAGGCCUCUCUGUUGUUACAAAGUAAGGUCAUUCAGUAGAAACCUGAUUAGAAAAGGGAGAGUUUACUCCUUUCUAGACCUAGGCUGGUCACGUGUUUUCAACCCUUUCCCUCCUAGGGAGUAGAAGAAUUCAAUGCUGAGUGAGCUCUAGCCUUCAGGGUAGGGAGUGGGUUAGGAGUGAAAUUUGGUGUGUGCCUUCUCUGUAGUUGUUUCUUUGUAUUAUUGUCCUUUUGUUCUGUCACCACCAGACUGACGUGUGAGCAGACUGCUGGAAACCUAGGGCUUGCAUUCUCUUGUAUGUCUGACUUAGUGUUUUGGGACUCAGAUGCUUAUAAAAAGAGUUUGUAGAGAAUGACCCCAAUGAUGCACUACUUGGCGUCAUCUGGUAUCACGAUUCCAAAGCCUCCAAAGCCACCAGAUAAGCCGCUGAUGCCCUACAUGAGGUACAGCAGAAAGGUCUGGGACCAAGUAAAGGCUUCUAACCCUGACCUAAAGUUGUGGGAAAUUGGCAAGAUUAUUGGUGGCAUGUGGCGAGAUCUCACUGAUGAAGAGAAACAAGAAUAUUUAAACGAAUACGAAGCCGAAAAGAUAGAGUACAAUGAGUCUAUGAAGGCCUAUCACAAUUCCCCUGCAUACCUUGCAUAUAUUAAUGCAAAAAGUCGUGCCGAAGCUGCAUUAGAGGAAGAAAGUCGACAGAGACAGUCUCGCAUGGAGAAAGGAGAACCUUAUAUGAGCAUUCAGCCUGCUGAGGAUCCAGAUGAUUAUGAUGACGGCUUUUCAAUGAAGCAUACAGCUACCGCCCGUUUCCAGAGAAACCACCGCCUCAUCAGUGAGAUCCUCAGUGAGAGCGUGGUCCCUGAUGUGCGGUCGGUUGUCACAACAGCCAGAAUGCAGGUCCUCAAGCGACAGGUCCAGUCUUUAAUGGUUCAUCAGCGAAAACUGGAAGCCGAACUUCUUCAGAUAGAGGAGCGACACCAGGAAAAGAAGAGGAAAUUCCUGGAAAGCACGGAUUCCUUUAACAAUGAACUUAAAAGGUUGUGUGGUCUGAAGGUGGAAGUAGACAUGGAGAAAAUCGCAGCCGAAAUUGCACAGGCAGAGGAGCAGGCCCGCAAAAGGCAGGAGGAGCGGGAGAAGGAAGCAGCGGAGCAAGCCGAGCGCAGUCAGGGCACCAUUGCCCCUGAGGAAGAGCAAGCAACAAACAAAGCCGAGGAGAAGAAGGAUGAAGAGAGCAUCCCUAUGGAGACAGAGGAGACACACCUGGAAGAAACAACAGAGAGCCAGCAGAAUGGUGAAGAAGGCACAUCUACUCCUGAGGACAAGGAGAGUGGGCAGGAGGGGGUUGACAGCAUGGAGGUCGAAGGGACCAGUGAUAGCAAUACUGGCUCAGAGAGCAACAGUGCAACGGUAGAGGAGCCACCCACAGACCCCAUGCCCGAAGACGAGAAGAAGGAAUAAAUGUUGCCUUGUUUUAUGUGUCCUAAAACUUUUUUAAAUGGAAAAAAAAAAAUGUUUUUUUGGUUUUAAUGGUG